AUCUCCGUAGGACUGGGGACAUCCCCCAUGGCUGAGAUCGAGGAGAUACUGCUAAAUAUCAUUUUUGGGAAGUAUGAUUGGGGGAGGGACUACAAGAGAAUAGUGGUGUCACAUACUGUAGAUACUAAUGCAGAAGCUUUACAAUAGCAGACUGAGCUGAUCUCCAGGGAACAAUGAAUAUCUGCAGAUACUCAGAUAGACCUAGCAAAGAUCCAUCGUACCACCUUGACUGCCCCCAAAUCAGGAUUGUCCUGCUGGGUAAAACAGGAGUGGGGAAAAGUGCAGUUGGAAACACCAUCCUGGGCAGGACGGAAUUUGAAUCUGCACUGCAGAAUGUGUCUAUCACCCACCAGUGUCAAAAGGAAUAUUGUGACAUUUCCAAUAGACACGUGGCUGUUAUUGAUACACCAGGUUUGUUUGACACUGAACAGCCCAGUGAACAAAUACAGAAAGAGAUAGUGAGAUGUAUCCAGGUCUCCUCCCCAGGGCCACAUGCUUUCCUGGUGGUGAUGCAACUGAACAGAUUCACAAAAGAGGAGAAGAUGUGUGUCGAAGCUCUGCAGGAGAUCUUUGGGGAAGAAGCGAAUAAAUUUAUGAUCAUCCUGUUCACUCGUGGAGAUGACCUCCAAAAGCAGACCAUUCAUAACUUUGUCAGGCAUGCUCACACAGACCUGAAGGACGUGAUCAGGAAGUGUGGGGACAGGUACCACGUCUUCAACAACAGGGACUCCUCCAAUAGGGAUCAGGUGAAUCAGCUGCUGGACAUGAUUGAGCAGAUGAUGGCCAUGAAUGAGGAAAAUUUCUAUACACAUGAGAUGUACAGGGAAGCAGAGACAAAGAUUAGCAAGAAGGUGGAGAUCAUGAUCAAGGAGAGGGAGAAGGAGAUCAAUAGAGAGAACAGAGAAAAUCACAUCAGGGAACAGCGGGAGAGGAUCAGGUUGGAAAACACAAAGAAACUAGCAUAUGAACUGAGUGCUGCUCUGGAGGCUGAAAUUGACAAGAAGAUGAAUAUAGCGGUGGAGGAAAUUGAAAGGCAGAUGACAGAGAUGUUAAUAGAGACUCGAAGAAAAGCAGAGGAGUCAGAACUUGAUUUGAGUUUUGUACAAAGACUGAAGCAGAAAGUUGCCCAGGCCUUCAAGAUUAGUAAGCAGUAUAGGCAGUGCUCUAGUGAAGAUAAACCCCCACACCACUUUGACUGCCCCCAAAUCAGGAUUGUCCUGCUGGGUAAAACAGGAGUGGGGAAAAGUGCAGUUGGAAACACCAUCCUGGGCAGGACGGAAUUUGAAUCUGCACUGCAGAAUGUGUCUGUCACCCACCAGUGUCAAAAGGAAUAUUGUGACAUUUCCAAUAGACAUGUGGCUGUUAUUGAUACACCAGGUUUGUUUGACACUGACCAGCCCAGUGAACAAAUACAGAAAGAGAUAGUGAAAUGUAUGCAGGUCUCCUCCCCAGGGCCACAUGCUUUCCUGGUGGUGAUGCAACUGAACAGAUUCACAAAAGAGGAGAAGAUGUGUGUCGAAGCUCUGCAGGAGAUCUUUGGUGAAGAAGCGAAUAAAUUUAUGAUCAUCCUGUUCACUCGUGGAGAUGACCUCCAAAAGCAGACCAUUCAUGACUUUGUCAGGCAUGCUCACCCAGACCUGAAGGAGGUGAUCAGGAAGUGUGGGGACAGGUACCACGUCUUCAACAACAGUGACUCAUCCAAUAGGGACCAGGUGAAUCACCUGUUGACCAUGAUUGAGCGAAUGAUGGCCAUGAAUGGGGAAGAUUUCUACACACAUGAGAUGUACUGGGAAGUAGAGAAAAAGAUUAGGGAGAAGGAGGGGGAGAUCGAAGGGAUGAGAACAAAGGGGAAGAAAAGGAUUGGCAUGGAAGAGCGGGAGAAGAAAAGGUUGGAAAACACUCAGAAACUAGCACAAGAGCUGGGUGCUGCGGUGGAAGCUGAAAUUGACAAGAAAAUCAAUAAAUUCAAGGAGGAGAUUCUAGAGUCUCAGGGACAGAGUCAAAAAAAGACUAAAAAAGGUGUUCACAAAAAGACUCAAAAAGGGACUCGAAGAAAAGCAGAGGAGUCAGAACUUAAUUUGAGUUUUGUACAAAGACUGAAGCAGAAAGUUGCCCAGGCCUUCAAGAUUAGUAAGCAGUAAUGGGUCUAACAGUUUAUUACAGGCAUAAUCAAAACUGUAUUAUUCAAUUUUUUGCAAAAUUACCAAAAAAAUAAAAAAUCAUAUGUUGUGUUGGAGACAUUUGAUGACAUUUGAUGAAAAAUGGCCAUUGUUUUAAUGUUUUCAUUUAAAUAUGUUUUCUAAACCCAAUAUAUAACCAAAUAGCAAGCUGUACAGUACGUUUAUAUUGAAUACAUUUACUUAGAGUGCAGGUGUGAGACAUACCUGUGUUAAAUGAAUCUGUCUUUUGGUUUUAUGUUACAUGAAUGCAAAUAAAAGAAUGAAUAAAAUGAAUAAAAGAA
Messenger RNA from Brienomyrus brachyistius, 2461 nucleotides. RefSeq lists its product as uncharacterized. The record is from RefSeq and is a predicted model, not a curated record. Bases 174 to 2141 code for a protein of 655 amino acids. The transcript has 3 exons. Lineage: Eukaryota; Metazoa; Chordata; Actinopteri; Osteoglossiformes; Mormyridae. Gene Ontology annotation, molecular function: GTP binding.